CGGGGGAGCGGAUCGGGAGAUGCGGGGAAGAGAGAGUAACAGAAUUAUAGGGAAUCUGUAUGUUCCCUGCUACUAUAAGAGCCCCGCGAUCGUCCUUCAGUUUCGAUCCACGAUGCGUCUGGGACUGCGAGGGAACAGGAGUUUAUUACUUUUGCUCUCGCUAGCUGGCACUCCCUCCUUUGUAGCCCGUCCCUUUGGUGCGACUGUCGCUGUUAACAGCCCACGGUUACCCUUUGCGACCUGCCGUCGAUAUAUAACGUGGAAAUUGCUCCACAGGAUUCCGCGUUUUCCACGCUACUAGGUCACCUGGUCAUCUGAGUUUCACCUCACUGCCUGGCUCGGUGUCCUGACGGCUUCUCGGAUACACCGAAUAAUCCACUCAGCGAAAACCCAGGCGCUCGCUCCCUCUCAGCCCGGACGGCGACAAUCUCAUUCGGCACGCUCGGGCCGAAAAUUCGCGCGAUCUCAGCCGUCGAUAUGAGGAUCUGCGUGCUCCACCCGUCGUACGAUGGGUCGCUCUCGCCCUGCAACGGGCUCGACCCGGACGCCGUUCCGCAGCUCUGGCUGGACUCCCCGGAGCACCACGUGACCUCCGUGCACCUUCACAAGGCCACGGCUGUCAAGCACCUCAUCGCACUCACUCGUCGCCAGCCGUCAGGUGGACGCCAGCUCUCAGGUCCACGGCCCCCGGGUCCACUGGCCUCAGGUCAACUGAGUUUCUCAGAGGCAGAGGGCCUGCAGAAAGGAGAACAGCCGUUGCUGGUGGCGCCGCCGGCUCUGGCGCAGCUGGUCCUACAGGACGAGGACCGUGAUACCACGAGUACGAGUAGUACCAGUUCUGCUAGUAGCGCCGCCCGCGCGUCGAAUCCUGCUAGCCGCACCGCGAGUGCCUCCAGUGCGUCCAGCAGCAGUACUAGCAGCAGCAGCAGUACCGCUGGUGAGGAUAGUACUACUACUCGCAGUGAUCCAGCUGCGCCGUUCGAUGUCUUUCUGAAUCUCUGUGACGGCGCGUGGGACGAGGACCGGCCGGGGAUCGAGGUCGUGCAGGCCCUAGAGCGCCUCAACGUGCCCUUCACAGGGGCGGACUCGCGCUGCUACGAGCCCAGUAAGGAGCAGAUGAAAGUCGUGGCUGUGUAUCACGGGGUGCGAACCCCCCCCUGGCGCGUGUGUUAUGAUUGCCGGGAUGUGGAGGAAGCUGCCCGGGUGCUUCGCAUGCCUGUGAUUGUGAAACACGCGAGCGGGUAUAAUAGUGUGGGGAUGACGCGCGAUUCCAAGUGUGGGAGUGUAGAGGAGCUGAAGACGCAAGCAAGUCUGAUGAUAACGAGUUUUGGAUCCGUUAUGGUGGAGGAAUUCGUGGAGGGACGCGAGUUCACUGUGCUCGUAUCGGAGGACCCUUUAGCGGAGGCAGCAGCAGCAGCAGCAGCAGCAGCAGCAGCAGAGCAGAAAUCGGACUCAGACUUCAACUCAAAAUGCCGUUCCAAAUCAGAUCGGUCAGGGGGGGUGUUUGUGUACGCGCCUGUGGAGUGUGGCUUUCCCUCGGGCGAGGACUUCAAGCACUUUGACUUGAAGUGGGUGGAGCAUGAAGGGCUGCAGUGGCGCCGUGUGGAGGACGAGGGUAUGGAUGCGAAGUUAAGGGGCAUGGCUGCUACCAUGUUCACUGCUCUCGGGGGCGUUGGGUAUGGCAGACUUGACAUCCGAGCAGACGUGGAGGGAAACAUCUACUUCCUCGAGAUGAACCCCAACUGCGGCAUCUUCUACCCUCCGGAUCAGCAGGGGAGUGCGGAUUUUAUCCUCUCCCUGGACCCCUCCAACGACCACCGCUCCUUCCUGCGCCGCAUCCUGCUCGCUGCUGUUCACCGCUGGGAGCGCAGACAGCCCCCUGUCCUCGUUAAGCAGUGCUCCAGUACAUCGGCUACUCCUCAAGACAUCACUCCUUCCUCUGCUGCUGUGUCUGCUGCAUCUACUGCACCUACUACACCCGCCGUGCCACCCAAGUCCUCCCACCCCUACUCCCCCCCCAGCUUCGGGCUCUUCGCCGCCCGUGACUUUACCCAGGGUGACACAAUCGAGCUCCUGGAGGAGGGUCCAGUGCACCUGGUAACCCAGCAGCACGUGGAGAAGCACUGGUCGCCCCAGCAGCAGCUGUGGUUCCGGCAGUACGCGUGGCCGGUGGGGCCGGGGGUGUGGGCCAUGUGGAGCCCCAGGGCGGAGGACUGGAAGCCUCUGAACCAUUCCUGUGACCCCAAUGCGUGGCUGGAGGGGCUGAAUGUGGUGGCGCGGAGGGCGAUUGGCAAGGGCGAGCAGGUCACGAUCGACUAUGCCACCUUCUGUGUGGAUAGCGAGCCCUUUCCCUGCUCCUGCAGCAGCAGCAGAUGCCGCGGCAAGGUCACAGGGAACGACUACCUGGCCCCCUGGCUGGCGGAAGAGUACGUGGAGCACAUGUCAGCACAAGUGCUGUACCUUAGGAGCCAGGCUCAAAUCGCAGUGCGAGGCACUUAGAGGAAAUGAUAGCUGUUUGGGCCUGCAAAUUCCUGAGCUUACAAAACGGAACAUUGAAAAGGCUUGCUUUCGUUGUAACAAUGGCAACGUGCUUCAUUUCAAAUGGGCAAUUACACCAUUCUAGUCCAACAAAUACAAACAAGAAUAUUUU
Molecule: messenger RNA, 2650 nt
Organism: Closterium sp. NIES-67
Lineage: Eukaryota; Viridiplantae; Streptophyta; Zygnematophyceae; Desmidiales; Closteriaceae
Source: the annotation of a GenBank genome assembly